GUCCUCACCAAGACGAUGCCAAUGCCAAAACGCCGCCCUCAGACGCUGCACGUUUCCGCUAUGCUAUAAGCUCGCACUGCACCUUUCACAACUUGCUGCCAAUCGAAUACCUGCUGGCCUUGCUGCUGCGAGUCUGCACAGCAUAUAACCGUCCUCGACGCCUCCGGCGGUACCACUAGUCGCUCAGGAGGCUAAGAACCAUGCGGCAAGCAGUUGUUAUGGCUUUGGUGCUGGUGCUGGCGUUCGCUGUGCAGCAAUCAGCGGCCCAGGCCAACACCAAAGCGACGCUGAUUCCUCUCAACACAUUCUACUCGCUGUGGAAGGCGUCUCAGACCGUCAACGCCACACGCGCCCAGAACAUCACAUUCCUGGACGUGCGGCCCAAGACGCUGUACCAGCUGUCGCACGUGCCGGACGCGCGCAACGUGCCCAGCCAGAACGCCAAGAAGGUGGCGGGCCAGUUCGCCAGCCGCAAGCGCGGCGUGGACCCCACAAAGGACGUCGCCUGCUACUGCACCCAGUCCUCCACUGCGGUGAGCGCCUGCAACGAGUUUGCCAAGCUGAAGGCCUACUCCAAGGUCAAGGUGUAUGCCCUCGACGCUUCGUUCUCCGACUGGGUGGUUGCCAAGUACCCCACCGAGAAGAGCGGCAAGUUUGGACACUGAGAAGCUCGCGUGCUGAUGGAAGCCAGAUACGGAGGAUUGCGGUCUUGGAUGCAUCGUGAAUUCGUGUGUGUUUUGCGGCAAAUGGCGCCAAGUGGCGUGGCGGCCAAUGGCCAAUGGCGGCGCUAUCCUGGCUGGUAGUGGCAUUACAGCUGAGAUCAUGCGCGCCUGGGCUUUUGCAAACAGUGCCAUAAGUGUAAUGAGUGGGGUUUGCGGCGGCGGGACGCGUGGUGCGCGCUGCUUGAGUGCUUUACAGCGCGUGCCGCGAGUGCGUGACAGGGCAGUGCCCGGGGGUAUUCAUAGAUAGGUAUGCCGUAUUAAGACGCAUGUCUGACUUUGGUUCGAUGGCAGAUAGGUGGUGCCAUGUGCAGACUGCUUCGGGCCGCGCCACCUCCGGGUUACCAUGCGCAGCCGUGUCGACCGAUGGGGACCUUGAUUGGACUGCGCCCAGAAAUAAAGAAAUCCGCCGUACCGUGGUUCCUGGGGAUUGUAUCGGCGUUGGGUACGUACACCGUGGUUUUUCUGCAGCAUCCUCGCACUCGGGCCAUGCACGUGCUGACGUGCAGCUCUCGCCCCAGUACAGCGGUAGCCUAGGGUGACCGCCUGACCGGGUGACUGCGCCAUUAGAGUGCGCCAUGAAGCGGUCGAGCCCAGCGUUCGGCAUGCAUCAGCAGCGGUGUUCACGGCUGCAUGGCAGCUAUGCUUGGAUGUGCCAUGAUUGGCUGUGCUCGGCCGCGGCACCCAGUGGAUACGGUACUCGGCUGGCC
Messenger RNA from Chlamydomonas reinhardtii, 1429 nucleotides. RefSeq lists its product as uncharacterized. NCBI's taxonomy places the organism in Eukaryota, Viridiplantae, Chlorophyta, Chlorophyceae, Chlamydomonadales, Chlamydomonadaceae. Bases 201 to 665 code for a protein of 154 amino acids. The record is from RefSeq and is a predicted model, not a curated record. The transcript is spliced from 7 exons.